AUGGCCUCUCUCAAACCAAGUAGCCACAGCGGCAAAAGCCAUCCUGAAUCCGACCCCCGCAAACCCUCCGUCACGACUGUCCUUCCCGAUGGCGAUUCCCCGAAUCUUGAAGGCCUCAGCGCAGACGAGGCGGCACUGGUAGCACUCGGUUACAAACAGGAAUUCAAGAGAGAGUUCUCACUUUGGACGACUUUCUGCGUGUCAUUUGCGGUGCUAGGUCUUUUGCCGAGUUUCGCAAGCACGCUCUACUAUGGCAUGGGAUAUGCGGGAACUGGAGGUAUGGUGUGGGGUUGGUUGAUCAGUUGGUUCUUUAUCCAGUGUGUAGCCAUGGGAAUGGCCGAGCUAUGCUCGAGUAUGCCCACAAGUGGAGGACUUUACUACGCAGCAGCUGUACUUGCUCCUCCAGGAUAUGGUCCUUUUGCGGCUUGGAUUACAGGGUGGUCGAAUUGGAUCGUGCAGGUCACUGGAGCUCCCUCGGUUGACUAUGCCCUCUCAGCUAUGAUUCUCGCCUCAGCAUCCAUCACACAUCCUUCCUACGUUCCUCAAGACUGGCAGGUCUUCCUCCUCACUGUAUUCGUAAUGAUAAUCCAUGGCUGCAUAUCCAGCAUGCCAACCCUCUGGAUCGCCCGCUUCAAUGCGUACGGCUCGACAAUGAACAUGAUAUGUCUCUUCAUUGUGAUCAUAUUGGUCCCAGCUUCCGUCACAGGAUCAGACACACACCCAAAGUUCUUCCCUUCGAAAGAAGUCUGGUCGAUUCAGAACGGAACAGACUGGCCAGACGGAGUCGCAGUCCUCAUGUCCUUCAUCGCCAUCAUCUGGACCAUGUCAGGAUAUGACGCGCCGUUCCAUCUUUCUGAAGAAUGCAGCAAUGCGAAUAUCGCCGCUCCUCGCGCAAUAGUAAUGACCUCUGGCGUGGGUGGCCUCGCAGGAUGGGCACUUCAGCUUGUCGUGGCAUACACAGUUUAUGACAUAACCGAUGUACUCGAAUCAGAUCUCGGCCAACCAUGGGCAUCCUAUCUCAUCGAAGUCAUGCCAAAGAACACUGCCCUCGCUAUAUUAUCCAUCACCAUCGUCUGCGGCUUCUUUAUGGGUCAAGGCUGUAUGGUGGCUGCGUCCAGGGUAACAUUCGCUUAUGCUCGCGACGACUGCUUUCCCUUCUCCUCGUGGAUCAAGCAGGUCAACAAGCACACGUACACACCCGUCAACGCAGUCUGGUUCAAUACGAUGAUCGGCAUUCUGCUCCUCCUUCUCAUCUUCGGCGGCUCGGUAGCAAUUGGUGCUAUCUUCUCUGUCGGAGCCAUCGCUGCCAUGGUCGCUUUCACGAUCCCCAUCUUUAUCCGUGUGUUCUUCGUCGGGAAUCGUUUCAGACGGGGCCCGUGGCAUUUGGGGAAGUUCAGUAAGCCGAUUGGAUGUUGUGCGUGUGCAUUCAUCUUGGUUAUGAUGCCGAUUUUGUGUUUCCCAAGUGUGAGAGGGAAUAAUUUGACGGCGGAGUUGAUGAAUUGGACGGUUGUUGUUUAUGGUGGACCGAUGAUCAUGGUGACGAUCUGGUGGUUCGUUUCCGCUCACAAAUGGUUCAAAGGGCCGAAGAUCAACGUUGAGCACCACAUGCUCGGCCGCGAAGAAGGCAUCGUAGAAGGCGUCGAAGGCAGCUCCGACAGCGAAACGCACAGCUAUCCUAGCAAAAAGACGGAACUUACAGAAGAGACCUUGCCAACUACGGAGAUUAAGUAG
Messenger RNA from Cadophora gregata, 1731 nucleotides. RefSeq lists its product as uncharacterized. The transcript has 3 exons. Lineage: Eukaryota; Fungi; Ascomycota; Leotiomycetes; Helotiales; Ploettnerulaceae. The record is from RefSeq and is a predicted model, not a curated record. Bases 1 to 1731 code for a protein of 576 amino acids. Gene Ontology annotation, biological process: transmembrane transport. Gene Ontology annotation, cellular component: membrane. Gene Ontology annotation, molecular function: transmembrane transporter activity.